This is a messenger RNA of Dimorphilus gyrociliatus, 1315 nucleotides long. NCBI's taxonomy places the organism in Eukaryota, Metazoa, Annelida, Polychaeta, Dinophilidae. The record is from the annotation of a GenBank genome assembly.
AAUGGCUGAAAAAGCUUUUGACUCCUGUGUCGAUUUUUGGAGAUUUAAAAAACUUUUAAAAUUCCUAGAAUUUGCAAAAGGCAAUGGAACUUCUUUAAUAACUCUAUUAAUUCCUCAAAAAGAUCAAAUCAGUAGAGUAACAAGAAUGUUAGGCGAAGAACUUGGAACAGCAUCUAGUAUCAAGUCUAAGCUCAACAGACAAUCGGUGGAAUCUGCGAUAACAUCAAUUUUACAAAAAUUAAAAUUAUACAAAUGUGUGCCUAAAAAUGGACUUGUAAUAUUUUCUGGAACGGUAAUUACUAAAGAAGGAAAAAAUAAAAAGCAUAUUCUAGAUUUCGAGCCUACUAAACCAAUGUCUGAUAAAUUAUACUUGUGUGAUAAUAAAUUUUAUAUAGAACCACUUAAAUCAAUGUUGCGUGAGGAGGAAAGUUAUGGAUUUAUUAUAAUAGAUGGACAAGGGACCCUAUUUGCAAAUGUUUCGGGUAACGCUCGAACAAUACUUCAAAAAUUUUCUGCUGGUUUGCCAAAAAAGCAUGCAAGAGGUGGCUCAUCGGCUGCGAGAUUCGGACGCGAGAGAUUAUUGAAACGUCAAGCCUACAUUAAGAAGGUUGCAGAAACGGCUAAAGAUUGUUUUAUAAAUGCUGAGCUAAAAGCUAAUGUUUCAGGUAUUAUUGUAGCCGGUAGUGCAGAAUUGAAGACGGAUUUAAUUAAAUAUGACCUCUUGGACAAUAGGAUAAAGGAGAAGAUUAUUGAAGUUGUGGAUAUUGAAUAUGGUGAUGUCAUAGGCUUAAAUAGAGCUAUUGAUUUGGCCGCAGAAAAAAUUGGUAAUUUGCAUUUUGUAAAAGAAAAAGCCAUCAUAAGGAAUUUUUUUGAUUGUAUUCAGCGAGAUAAUGGUAAAUAUUGCUAUGGAUGUGAGGAUACGAUGGAAGCUCUGAAAAAGGGAGCAGUAGAAACUUUGAUUUGUUGGGAAGAUUUGGAGGUUAUGUAUUUCAAAUUAAAAAAUUCCAGAGAGGAAAUAUUCACUACUCAUUAUUUAUCUCCGAGAGAAGCUCAGAAUUUAAAUAUUUUUAAGGAUAGUAAUACUGGUUUUCGUUUGGAACUUGUCGAGCAAGAAUUAUUAGUUGAAUAUCUGAUAGAAAAGUAUUCUAAAUUUGGAACUGAUAUGAAAAUAAUUACUAAUGGAACACAAGAAGGCAAACAAUUUAUAGCAGGCUUCGGGGGAAUAGGAGGCAUACUUCGAUAUAAAAUGUCUUUUUCUAAUUCAAUAAAUGAAGAAAACGAAGAGGACUUUAACCUAGAUGAAUAUGAUCUGUAA